UCGGGCAACGACACCACCACGUUCAGCGCGAGCGGGAACGCGACCACGACCACCGCCAGUAACGGGACCGUUAUUAGCUUCCCGUCGAUCACCUCGGCCUCGAUGAACUUCACGUCGCUCUCGACGUCCACCAUCCCGCUCACGUCGACGCCGUCAGUGAACUCCGAGUUCACGUUCGUGACGCAGUCCAGCCUGUUCAUCGCCCCGACGAGCAGCUCGACCCCGACCACGACUGCGACGGACCCGGACACGCCUGUGACCACGUUGUCGAUCUCGCCUGUGUCAUCGCAGGCGGCGGACACGAAGCCGACGGCGCCCGCGCUCCCGACGAACCUCCCGCUGCAGAUCUUCCCCGCGGAGGGCUCGCACCCGGGCGACCCGGACCUGUCGAACUACUCGCUCAUCUCGAUCUUGUUCGACUCGGCACUGAACUGGAAGUUCGUCGCGCAGAACUCGACGUCGUCGUCCCAGAUCUUCGCGUGGAUGUCGCCCAUCCUGCAGACCGCGCUCAACCUCACGCAGUCGCAGAUCAAGACGUACGAGCUGAAGGUGUACGCGCCGUCAGACUACACGGGCCCCGACGACAUCGCGCUCCUGCAGACGAUGUGGCUCGGCUGGAUCCCUGGGCAGACCGUCGACGAUCUCGCGCAGCAGCUCAAGGUCACCUCGUCCCUGUUCUACACCGCGCUGCCUUCGCCGUACAAGGACCUCGCAGAGCACGUCGUGUCCUCCUUCCCCGUCACGAACGCCCCCGGGUCAACGAGCACGGAUACGAACAGCGGCGGGAGCAGUGGCGCGUCCUCGUCCGCCUCGUCGUCAUCCAAGACGCGCGAGGACGCGAUCAUCGGCGUCGUGAGCUCCCUCGGUGCGAUCGCGCUCCUCAUCCUCGCGUUCCUCGUGUUCCGCGCAGUCAAGCAGCGCCGCGAGCUUGCGCACCGCAGGCUGUCGGACGCCCCCGGACAGAACGAGUUCAUCGGCGCGCCGCCAGAGGAGGACCACGAGUUCGACCGCGACAGCGUCGGCGGCCAGCGCCGCCGCUCGUUCUACUACGCGGCGGACUCGCUGCGGGGCGCGGAGCCGCAGGCGCCGGUGCAGCAGGUGCCCGCGUACUCGGAGGACCCGUUCAACCCGACGAUGCGCGAGCGCCGCCCGCCGAUCGGCGCGCCGAUCCUGCGCGACAACACGAUGAACUGGUGA
This is a messenger RNA of Trametes versicolor FP-101664 SS1, 1197 nucleotides long. RefSeq lists its product as uncharacterized. The record is from RefSeq and is a predicted model, not a curated record. Gene Ontology annotation, molecular function: osmosensor activity. The transcript has 2 exons. Gene Ontology annotation, cellular component: site of polarized growth; plasma membrane; extracellular region. Gene Ontology annotation, biological process: signal transduction involved in filamentous growth; osmosensory signaling pathway via Sho1 osmosensor; fungal-type cell wall organization. NCBI's taxonomy places the organism in Eukaryota, Fungi, Basidiomycota, Agaricomycetes, Polyporales, Polyporaceae. The annotation marks the transcript as partial.